UGCCUGAUGCCUAUAAAUAUAAUUCUCCAUGGGAUGGAUUGAAUCAACAAUCAUAUAUAUCAUCAGCUAAGCUAAGGAUACGAAAAUGAAAAGCCCAAUGUGUUUUGCGGUUGUAGCAUUUAUUUUUUCCUUAAUUUGUUUCCCAGCAGCCUGCAGUAGCAUUCAUGCUCAUCAUCAAGAUUUUGUGCACUGUCUUUCCAGCAAGCUCAGAAAUAAUGCCACCUCUCAGGUACUCUACACUCCCAGCAGCCCAUCAUUCUUGCCCAUCCUGAAUAUGUCCGCCCAGAAUUCCAGGUUCACCGGGCCCGGAACCCCCAAACCUGUAGUCAUCAUCACACCUUUACGGGAAUCCCACGUUCGAGCUGCACUCAUUUGCUCCCGAAAGUAUAACAUCCAGCUGAGGACCCGAAGCGGUGGCCACGAUUACGAGGGCGUUUCCUUUGUUUCCAGCCUCCCCUUUGCCAUUCUGGACUUGAUCAAGUUCCGGUCGAUCGAGGUUAACGUUGGGGAGAAGUCGGCGUGGGUCCAAACCGGAGCCACGCUAGGUGAACUCUAUUAUAGCAUUGCUAAUAAGAGCGACACUUUAGCUUUUCCGGCGGGUAUUUGUCCCACGGUGGGCACGGGUGGCCACAUCAGCGGCGGCGGCUACGGGAUGUUGUUGCGAAAAUAUGGGUUGGCGGCGGACCACGUGAUUGACGCCCGAAUCAUGGAUGUUAACGGGAGAAUUCUGGACCGGAAAUCCAUGGGGGAGGAUCUCUUCUGGGCUAUCAGGGGCGGCGGCGGCGCUAGCUUCGGCAUCAUACUCGCCUGGAAACUGGAACUGGUUCCCGUGCCUGAAACCGUCACCGUAUUCAAUAUUUCCAAAACCCUGGAACAAAACUUAACAAACCUAUUGUAUAAAUGGCAGUUUUUCGCCAACAAGGCCGACAGAAACCUCUACCUCAGAGUCGUCCUACAAAACACCAACACUACUGGGGAGAGAACAGUAGAGGGUUUGUUCAAUGCACAAUACCUCGGAAGAUCCGAAGCCUUGCUAGCCAUGAUGCAGAAAGGAUUUCCAGAAUUGGGCGUCACCAAAUCCGACUUAACCGAGAUGAGUUGGAUCAACACCGUAACCUAUCACUACCCCGUCGACAGCCUACUCAACCGCUCCUUCAAUCUCAAACAACGGAGCUUCAAGAUCAAGUCCGACUAUGCCAAACGCCCCUUUACCCCCCAAAUUUUCCAAGGAAUGUUGGAACUGUUUAAAGAAGAAGACAUCAACGGGCCGAAUAUGCAGCUUGUUCCCUAUGGAGGGAUAAUGGAUGAGAUUUCGCCCUCAGAAACGCCUUAUCCACACAGGGCAGGUAACCUAUUUUUCCUCGGAUACGCCACUGGAUGGGACGAAGUCGGCCAAGUCGCGGCUCAGAAGCAUCUCUCCUGGAUUCGGAAGCUUUACGCUUACUUGACUCCCUAUGUUUCCAACAAUCCCAGAGAAUCCUACUCCAAUUACAGGGAUUUUGACCUGGGACAAAACAAUUUGGUCGGGACAACCAGCCUGGAUCAGGCAAAUUCUUGGGGUUAUAAAUAUUUCAUGAAUAACUUCUAUAGGCUUGCCAAAGUGAAGGCUUUGGUGGAUCCACAUAACUUCUUCAGGAAUGAACAGAGCAUUAUUCCACUUUCAUAUCCACUUUGAUCCAAUUCAUUAUAUUGCCUUGCCGCCACAACGUAACAUACAUUUAUAUAUGCAUGCAUUCUAGCUAUAGUUACAAUAAAAUUUUUUAGUUUCCCGCCCUCUCUUUGUAUUGUAUUAUUGUUAUUGCAAAUUUAUCCUUUAUCAUUCAUUCAUGUCAUACGAAUAAAACAUACUCUUUUAAUUGUAUU
Messenger RNA from Ipomoea triloba (trilobed morning glory), 1863 nucleotides. RefSeq names its product berberine bridge enzyme-like 26. The record is from RefSeq and is a predicted model, not a curated record. Bases 86 to 1675 code for a protein of 529 amino acids. Gene Ontology annotation, molecular function: oxidoreductase activity; FAD binding. Lineage: Eukaryota; Viridiplantae; Streptophyta; Magnoliopsida; Solanales; Convolvulaceae. The transcript has a single exon.